CUAAUCUGUUAGUGAGCAGUGUGAGGAUCGGAGCGUAUUGUGUGAGCCAGUGUGCGGGGGACAGAUAAGGGAGCCAGCCAGCCCGCCAGCCCGACCCACCGACCCACCGACUGCCUGACUGCUUGUUUUAAUGUGCUGACUCUGGGGAGAUUUUAAAAGACAGCAUAUUGACUGCUUAGACGUGUGCGGAGACCCUGGGCACAAACGCCACCACUACAGCCACAACGAGCAGAAGUGCAUCAGCAGACAGGGGAGACAGAGACAAAAACUAGAGGACUGAAAUAUCACAACUCCAAAAUCAGAAAAUUAAAGAGGAUUUUUUUUAUCCCCCUCUUUUUAAAUUGAUUUGAUUUUUUUCUUUCUUUCUUUUUUUGUGUUCCUGGGACUGACUCCCAACUGUAGAAAAAAAAGAGGAGGUGGGAGCAAAAACAACAACAACAACAAGAACAAAAAACUGAAGAAAAUCUGAAAAUAAAAGGACAGAACGAAAAAAAAAGCACCGAAUCUGAACAUGUUCGAAAUAAGCCGAACACUCAACGCUGCUUUGUUGAGCAAUGAGGGGUCGACAGAGACACAGUGGCGUCAGGCAGAGCUCCCACAGCUCCAGGGCUGGGCAGAGAAGGGAUUGCUGACACAGCCAAAGAUGAUCAUCAGUAACAUGGAGGCUCCAGUGACAAAUGGACCCAGUGGAGGAGGAACCACAGCCAAUGGGCCAACCAACAACAGCCGUGGCUGCCCCUCACCAAUGCAGACCGGCCCAACAAACGACGACAGCAAGACAAACCUCAUUGUCAACUACCUGCCCCAGAACAUGACCCAGGAAGAGUUCCGCAGCCUCUUCGGUAGCAUCGGCGAGAUCGAGUCCUGCAAGCUGGUUCGCGAUAAGAUCACAGGACAGAGUCUGGGCUACGGUUUUGUCAACUACAUUGAUCCAAAGGAUGCAGAGAAAGCCAUCAACACGUUAAAUGGACUCAGACUUCAGACCAAAACAAUCAAGGUGUCAUAUGCGCGACCCAGCUCAGCCUCCAUCCGUGACGCUAACCUCUAUGUGAGCGGCCUGCCCAAGACCAUGACCCAGAAGGAGCUGGAGCAGCUCUUCUCCCAGUACGGACGCAUCAUCACCUCCCGUAUCCUUGUCGACCAGGUCACAGGUGGCUCCAGAGGUGUUGGCUUCAUCCGCUUUGAUAAGAGGAUAGAGGCUGAGGAGGCCAUCAAGGGCCUGAAUGGCCAGAAGCCAUCGGGCGCUGCCGAGCCUAUAACGGUCAAAUUCGCCAACAACCCCAGCCAGAAGACCAGCCAAGCUCUUCUGUCACAACUCUACCAGUCACCUAAUCGCCGAUACCCUGGCCCCCUUCACCACCAGGCUCAGAGGUUCAGGCUGGACAAUUUGCUUAAUAUGGCCUAUGGCGUAAAGAGGUUUUCACCUAUCACUAUUGACAGCAUGACCAGCCUGGUUGGCAUGAACAUCCCCGGGCACACGGGCACCGGUUGGUGCAUCUUUGUGUACAACCUGUCCCCAGAUUCAGACGAAAGCGUGCUCUGGCAGCUGUUUGGGCCGUUCGGCGCAGUCAACAACGUCAAGGUGAUCCGUGACUUCAACACCAACAAGUGCAAAGGCUUCGGCUUCGUCACCAUGACAAAUUACGACGAGGCGGCAAUGGCCAUCGCCAGUCUCAACGGCUACAGGUUGGGCGACCGCGUCUUGCAAGUCUCCUUCAAGACUAACAAGACACACAAGUCCUGAACUUUACCAGGUAGAAGCAGUUGCCCCGCGACUUUGUCUGCUCCAAAAUUGCCCCCAACCCCCCCUACCCCCACCUCCACCCAUCCCUUAGCCCCUUCAGUCACUACCACUACCACCCUACUACAGCCAUCCAACACAGCAAACUCCAACCGGAACAUAAAGCAACCAACAAACCAUCAAGCAAAUUGAACUAGAAAUGGCUUAUAUUAUAACUUUGGACCUAUAAGCCAACGUUGCCUAAGUAUUACAAAAAUGAAAUGAUGAAAACGUUCACAAGUUUUGGGAAGCUCCUGCGAUAAUACAGGCUUCUCUUUGUUGUAUAUUCUUUCCGUUUCUUGUGGUUGUUAUAAUGUUUUUUCUCUUCUGUGUAAAACAGUAGCAAAUCCCUGUAUCCCCUUAUUUCAGAGAAGAGAACGUCCUCUUUCGAUUGGAGCCUUUUCUCUGUCUUGAUUCAGGAUUUGUUUUUCUUUUGUAAAUCCGGAUCCACUGUCGGUAGUAUUAUAUACCUCCCCGUCUAGUAAACGGGAGGCGGCUCUUUUUUAAAUUGGUGAACCAUUCAUUCAUUUUUAGCGUGUAUUUCAAAGCGUCCCCUUACCGAUUACAAACGGGAUUCCACGGGAUCCCGGUAACUCUGAUGUAGAAAAAAAAUGAAUUUCUAACAUUGUUUUUGUUUUGUAUCGCAAACAAAACAUAAUGUCUUUCCUCACUUGGGGUUCAGGGAGAUGGGGCAAGGGAGGGGAUGGGUUAGCUUUGCUGAUGACACGUUCAGUAAUUUAAGAAAAAAAAAAUAACACUGUUGCCAAAGAGAAGAUCUCUUUGCUUGGAAAAAAAAAAAAACACGUUUAGAAAAAGAUAAAAAUAAAUAGAAAGAUCUAUUUUUAUAAAUGAUAAUUAAAAUAAUAAUUAUUGAAGAAUUUUUACAAGAAUCUGGAUUUGAAAAAAAG
Pelmatolapia mariae (spotted tilapia) is the source of this 2688-nucleotide messenger RNA. RefSeq names its product ELAV like neuron-specific RNA binding protein 4 (gene elavl4). The transcript has 8 exons. Bases 512 to 1744 code for a protein of 410 amino acids. The record is from RefSeq and is a predicted model, not a curated record. Gene Ontology annotation, cellular component: ribonucleoprotein complex. Gene Ontology annotation, molecular function: RNA binding. NCBI's taxonomy places the organism in Eukaryota, Metazoa, Chordata, Actinopteri, Cichliformes, Cichlidae.